Kickxella alabastrina is the source of this 914-nucleotide messenger RNA. RefSeq lists its product as uncharacterized. The record is from RefSeq and is a predicted model, not a curated record. Gene Ontology annotation, molecular function: magnesium ion binding; holo-[acyl-carrier-protein] synthase activity. The transcript has 3 exons. The coding region runs from base 62 to 874 and encodes 270 amino acids. NCBI's taxonomy places the organism in Eukaryota, Fungi, Kickxellomycota, Kickxellomycetes, Kickxellales, Kickxellaceae. Gene Ontology annotation, cellular component: cytosol.
AUUCGCCAGAAAAAAUUACCAAUACACCUAUAUUAUCUUUAUACUAUCCCUUUUUUUAAUCAUGGACAACUGCAAGUCUAAUGCCAAUAAUACUGGCGAUAUUACUGCUGGUUCAAUCAAGAUUUUGGCCACAUCGUGCAAGGCAUUAAUUGAUGGGCUUGAUAGUGGAAAUCAAGAGGCCAGCUCCGUUCUCAAUAAACUAAAAUCUGGUCUCAGUGAAAUUGAACUUCAACGGGCAAACAAAUACCGCAAACCCGCCGACACAUUGCGUUUUGCAGCAGGACGCACAUUGGUGCGUCGCCUACUGGAAGCUAGUGUCAGCUUCAAGGCAUUGGUUUUUGAAACCAAUAUGAUCAUAAUUAAUGAAAGCACAGGUGGAUCCAAGCCGUCGCUCACUAAUGCUUCAAAAGCGCUUUUUCCAAAUGUAUGUGAUUUUAACAUAUCUCAUGACGGUGAUUGGAUUAUGGCCGGAGUAACUGCGCAAGGGGUACUUGGAAUCGAUGUCGCUCGAGUGCAUUGUCCCGAAAAUAUGAGCGUCAAAAACUAUAUCGCCGAAUUUACCUAUCAAUUAUCCCCGCAAGAGCAAGAUUUUCUUGCCAAACAUAGCAGACAGCCGCUGGAAGACUUUUAUCGCAUAUGGACUAUUAAGGAGGCGUACUUGAAGGCGUUUGGGAUUGGAAUUGCUGGCUCAAUGGAAUUGGCAACGAUCAGCGUAUCUUUGUCUCUAGAUGGAAAUUUUGUAAAUGUCGCUGUAAAUGGUAACCAAUGCGCUUUGAAAUUCGCACUCGGGACUCUUAGCGGAGGCAAAUACGUGUAUGCUUUAGCUUCAACUGUCCAUUGUGCUCCGUCAUUUGAUAUUGUCGAAAUUCAAUAGCCUCGUCUUUUCUUAGUGUACAAGCUUUAGCCGGUGUUUA